AUGAGUUUACCGUCGGGCGUCGAUAUGCAGAAUCUAAUGUCACAGCAUCCAGUGCUGGGCGCCUUGCCGCCCGCCUUCUUUUUGCGCGCCGCCUCGGAGCGCUAUCAGCGCACACCAAAAUGCGCGCGUUGCCGCAAUCAUGGCGUGGUCAGCGCGCUGAAGGGACACAAGCGCUACUGUCGCUGGCGGGACUGCGUCUGUGCCAAGUGUACGCUGAUCGCGGAACGGCAGCGUGUGAUGGCAGCACAGGUGGCGCUGCGACGCCAGCAGGCGCAGGAGGAGAAUGAGGCACGUGAGCUGGGUCUGCUGUACACCUCGGUGCCCGGGUCGGGGCAACAGAAUGGCAGCGACAGCGUCACGCCCAACUCGCACAGUCCGACACAUGGCGGUGGCGGCGGCGGCGGUGCCGGUGCGGCACCAGCACAAAACGGCGUGUUCCAUGGCGGCAUACCCUCGCCACCCAGCGACGGCUACGAGGCAAGUCCCACGCCCAGCCACCAGCAGCAGCAACAGCAGCAGCAUCAACAGCAUCAGCAGCAGCAGCAGCACCAACAUCAGCAUCAGCAUCAACAGCAGCCGUCGCGGCAGCAGCAUCAACAGCAUUACAAUGGCAAUGAAUCCGACACGGAUGGACGCACUCGCUCCGAGCAUCUCAGCGUCGGCUUCUCACCCACACGCACCGAGCUGGACGAGAGUCCCGUUUCGAAGCGCGGCGCCGCGCACUCCAAUGAAACCGAUCAGGACACGGGCUCCGAGUCUGGCUCGCCCAGCAGCCCCAGGCCCAAGGUAGCCGGACUAUUUAACCUGACAGCCAGCCUAUCGCCCGCACGCACCGGCCCGCCCAGCUCGCCGGAGUCCGAUCUGGAUGUGGACUCAGCGCCCGAUGAGGCCACGCCCGAGAACUUGAGCCUGAAGAAGGAGGACAGCAACUCGCCGCCGAACACACCCGCCGAGAAUCUGCAUCUGUUGCGCUCCUUCGGCAAUGGCCAUGCCCAGGGCUUCAUGCCCUAUCACCACACGCAGUUCCUGGCCGCUGCGGGGCUGCCCACACAUCAUCCAGCAGCGCAGUUGCCCCUGCAGCAGCAGCUGCAUGCACAGGCCCAGCAUCAGCAGCGCUCUCCGAUUGAUGUGCUGAUGCGCGUCUUUCCCAAUCGGCGACGCAGCGAUGUGGAGCAGCUGAUGCAGCGCUUCAGGGGCGAUGUGCUGCAGGCCAUGGAGUGCAUGUUGGCUGGCGAGGACUUGACGCAGACGCCGCCGCCACCGCCUCCGACACAGGUGCCUCCCUCGCCGCCGUUUCCCAUGAAGUCCGCUUUCUCGCCGCUAGUUCCACCCGCUGUGUUCGGCUCGCCCACCCAUCCGCAUCGCUAUCAUCCGUUCAUGCAGGCGCAUGCCAAGCGCUUCCUGUCCGCCCCCUAUGCCGGCACGGGCUAUUUGCCCGGCGUGCUGAGCAGCGCGGACAUUGACCAGUCGGAGUCGAAUGGCGCCAGCGGCAUGGCCCUGGAUCGUAGCAGUAAUGCGGGCGACUCCCAAGAUUGAGGCACUGGCUGCUCUGCUGCCCUGCUCCAUGAGCCAUAAAUACCCAACCCAGUUGAUCCUUGUUUUAGGGAAAUCGAAGCGAUUCGAAUCGCAGCCUAGCAAUUGGUUCAUUUCUUUAGUUCGUAAGCAUCGUAAUGUAACACUGGCUAUACUUGUACUCCUA
Messenger RNA from Drosophila hydei, 1699 nucleotides. It is a transcript of the gene dmrt99B, whose product is annotated as doublesex- and mab-3-related transcription factor A2. Gene Ontology annotation, molecular function: DNA-binding transcription factor activity, RNA polymerase II-specific; RNA polymerase II cis-regulatory region sequence-specific DNA binding. NCBI's taxonomy places the organism in Eukaryota, Metazoa, Arthropoda, Insecta, Diptera, Drosophilidae. Gene Ontology annotation, cellular component: nucleus. The record is from RefSeq and is a predicted model, not a curated record. Bases 1 to 1536 code for a protein of 511 amino acids. The transcript is spliced from 4 exons. Gene Ontology annotation, biological process: regulation of transcription by RNA polymerase II; sex differentiation.